AGAAACACACGGUCUUUUCUCUGUGUAAUUAAAAUCGAACAUGCAAUAGUGAGAUAAAAUUGUAAUUCAAAGGUGUGCACGGAUUUAUAUGCUACACAUGACCGACUCCGUCAAAUGUCUGCAUGAGAAAAUGAGAGUUUAACAUCCCGGACGUACAGGUCAUAACAUAAGUUUUUUUUUUCAUCUUGGAUCAACAAUGGCCUUCAGUAAGGGAUAUCGCAUUUACCACAAGCUGGACCCACCCCCCUACAGUGUCAUAGUGGAAACUAGGACCAGGGAUGAAUGCCUCAUGUUUGAAUCUGGAGCUGUUGCUGUUCUGUCAUCAGCAGAGAAGGAAGCCAUUAAAAACACAUACACCAAGAUUGUUGAUGCAUAUGGAAUUCUGGGUGUCCUCCGCCUAAAUUUGGGUGACUCCAUGCUUCACAGUCUGGUGGUUGUGACAGGAUGCAGCUCUGUGGGGAAAGUGCAGGAUUCAGAGGUUUUCAGGGUCACUCAGACAGACUUUAUAUCACUGAAGAAUGAUCCAGGAGACGAGGACCGGAUUGCUGAGGUGCGAAAGGUCCUAAACUCAGGACACUUCUACUUCGCCUGGUCUGCCACUGGCGUCAGCAUGGACUUGAGUCUUAAUGCACAUCGCAGGAUCCUUGAAGACACUACAGAUAACCGCUUCUUUUGGAAUCAAUCUCUGCACCUACACCUGAAACAUUAUGGAGUAAACUGCGAUGACUGGCUGUUGAGGCUGAUGUGUGGCGGUGUGGAGAUCAGGACCAUCUAUGCAGGUCACAAACAGGCCAAGGCCUGUAUCUUCUCCCGCCUCAGCUCAGAGCGAGCUGGCACGCGAUUCAAUGUCCGAGGAACAAAUGAUGAUGGCCAGGUGGCCAACUUUGUGGAGACUGAACAGGUUAUUUUCCUGGAUGACAAAGUAUCAUCCUUCAUACAGAUCCGCGGGUCCAUUCCUCUUUUCUGGGAACAGCCAGGAAUCCAGGUUGGCUCUCAUCGUGUCAAACUCUCAAGGGGAUUUGAGGCAAAUGCGCCAGCGUUCGAGAGACACUUCACUGCACUGCGGAGGUUGUAUGGUAAACAGGUGAUCAUCAACCUGCUUGGGAGCAAGGAAGGGGAGCACAUGCUUUCCAAAGCAUUUCAGAGUCACCUGAAGGCAUCAGAGCACGUAACAGCAGUGAAAAUGGUGAACUUUGACUACCAUCAAAAUGUGAAGGGAGGCAAGACGGACAAACUUCACAGUGUCCUCAAACCCCAGCUGAGCAAAUUCAUAGACGAGUGUGGGUUCUUUUACUACUCUGGAGAGACGGGCAUCGCAAGGACUCAGGGCGGGACCAUCAGGACCAACUGCCUGGACUGUCUGGAUAGAACGAACAGUGUACAGGCCUUUUUUGCCCUCGAGAUGCUGCCAAAGCAACUGGAGGAAAUGAGCCUGACAGAGAAACCCCAGCUGGUAGCCAGGUUCCAGGAGGUUUUUAGGACCAUGUGGUCUGCCAAUGGAGACUCCAUCAGUAAGAUCUACGCAGGCACUGGUGCCCUGGAUGGCAAGGCCAAGGCGGGGAAGCUCAAAGAUGGAGCUCGUUCUGUGACCAGGACGAUCCAGAACAACUUCUUUGACAGUUCUAAGCAGGAGGCUAUUGACAUCCUGAGGCUGGGCUCCACACUCAACAGUGAUUUGGCGGACAAAGCUCGGGCCUUGCUCACCACUUCCAGUCUUUACGUCACUGAGCCCGUCUUACAAUCAGCCUCCCCAAGAGUAUUGCUGGGAAUGUGUCAGAACUUCCAAAAAUACACAAGGCCUAAGCAGAUCCGGGUGGGUGUUGGCACCUGGAACGUCAAUGGGGGUAAACAGUUUCGCAGCAUUGCUUUCCGCAACCAGACACUCAACGACUGGCUGUUGGAUGCUCCAAAGAAGGCAGGGAUUCCUGAGUUCCAGGACAGCAAAGCCAACCCCAUAGAUAUCUUUGCCAUUGGUUUUGAGGAAAUGGUUGAACUGAAUGCUGGCAACAUUGUCAGUGCCAGCACAACUAACCAGAAACUGUGGGCAGCUGAGCUCCAAAAAAACAUCUCACGGGACCACAAGUAUGUACUGCUUGCUUCAGAGCAGCUGGUGGGAGUGUGUCUGUUUGUUUUCAUCCGCCCACAGCAUGCACCCUUCAUCAGGGAUGUAGCUGUAGAUACUGUAAAGACUGGAAUGGGUGGGGCCACAGGCAAUAAAGGUGGUGUAGCCAUCCGCCUGCUCUUCCACACCACCAGCAUCUGCUUCGUCUGCUCCCACUUUGCUGCCGGCCAGUCACAGGUCAAGGAGAGGAAUGACGACUACAGUGAGAUCACACGUAGACUCAGCUUCCCCAUGGGUCGUCUGCUAGACUCACACGAUUACGUGUUCUGGUGUGGAGACUUUAACUAUCGUAUCAGCCUGCCCAAUGAGGAAGUAAAAGAUCUCAUUAAACAGCAGAACUGGGAUGCCUUGACAGCUGGGGACCAACUGUUGGACCAGAAGAAUGCUGGUUUGGUCUUCCGAGGUUUUAUCGAGGGAAAGUUAGAUUUUGCUCCCACCUACAAGUAUGACCUCUUCUCAGAGGAUUAUGACACCAGCGAGAAGUGCCGCACACCUGCCUGGACUGACCGCAUACUGUGGAAGAGGAGAAAGUGGAACUUUGACAAAACAGCUGAGGAGAUGAAUGUAGUAGGUGCAGCUUCUACAUCUGCAGAGAAUGAGGAUGAUCCAGACCACCCAUGGAGCCCCGGGACUCUGAAGUACUAUGGCAGAGCUGAGCUCAAGACCUCAGACCAUAGGCCCGUGGUGGCAGUAAUAGACGUGGACAUCCUGGAGGUUGACCCAGAGGCUCGGCACCAGGUCUACAAAGAUGUCAUUGCAUUGCAGGGGCCUCCUGAUGGCACCAUCCUGGUGUCACUCUGCACCUCUGGCCCUGAGGACUACUUUGACGAUGCACUCAUAGACGAGCUGCUGGAUAAAUUUGCUAAUUUUGGAGAGGUCAUCCUCAUCAGGUUUGUUGAGGAGAAGAUGUGGGUGACCUUCCUCGAAGGUUACUCUGCUCUUGCUGCUCUGUCUCUCAGUGCUUCUACUGUCCUUGGCAAGGUGAUUGACAUCCGUCUGAAGAGUCCAGGCUGGAUCAAGAGUCUGGAGGAGGAGAUGAGCGUAGAGCGGAUCUGUGGAAGCAUCCCCACCUCAGCCAGCUCCACUCUACUUGCUGAGGACACAGACAUGGGCGACGAUGAUUACGAUAUGGAAGGUGAUGUGGAUGAGGAAGUGGAGGAGAUCCUUCCGCAGCACCUGCAGCCUGGAGCAGGCUCUGGCCCUGGAUCCUCUCCUCUCCCCUCCCCCCGCAGCAGCCCCUGUCCCUCCCCGACCCACGGAGAACCCACAGCACCCAGCAGGCCUAGUCGUGCACCACAACCCUCCCGACCAUCACAAGAUUUAAGUCCAUCAUCAUUGAGGAGAGAAAUCCCAGGGCCUCCUGUUGACUUCCAGCCGGGUGCCCCCACCUCUCAAAGCCUGGAGCCCAAACGCCCGCCUCCCCCUCGUCCCAAUGCUCCCCCAGCCAGACCAGCACCCCCUCAACGCCCACCACCACCUUCAGGACCAAAAAGUCCUGCUCUCUCUCGUCCAGAUGCUGCUGCAGGUCGAGGCCAAGCAGCAGCAGGAGCUCCUGGACCUGGAGGUGCUUCCAGACCGAAUAUCCCUCCUCGAGCCGGGGUGAUCAGUAUGCCCCCACAGUCUCGCCCACCGCCUCCCUCUCACCCUGGAGCACCCAGACCUAUCCCAGAAGUGCAUCCCGGGGCCCCUCGGCCCAUCCCAGACACCCAUCCCGGAGCCCCGCGACCUGUGCCCAGUGCCCAGGCCAAACCGACUGACCUGCCUCUGGGUCCUCCACCCUCAGGACCACCUCCUACAGGGCCCCCGGCAGGGAGACCCCAGGUUCCAUCACCAAUGCAGCCGCCCAUGCAGCCCCAUCCUGCUGCCCCACCACCUCAGUCCCAACUCCCACCACCAAUGCAGCCCACACUCCCACUACCCCUCCAACCACAGCAAGCUGCAGCUCCUAAAGCAGGGCCUCCUCCUCCUGCUGUCGCCGCUGCUGCCGCCCCCCCUGCUGGUCCUCCGCAGGGUUUAGCCUCUCCUAAACCCCCGCCACGUUCCCGCUCUUCUCACGCUCUGCCGCCUGAUGCUGCCAAGUCUGAUACAGCUCCAGCUGCACAGACUAAUGGACUGAAUGGAAUCCAAAGAGAAGCACAAUGGAAGCCCGAUCCUUUCGACACACUUGCAUCUGAUUUCCUCUCCUCUUCCUCAUCCUCAUCCUCCUGGCACACCACCCAGUCCCUGACCAGAGGCUCCUCUCUGCGUGCUCCCCCCACUGUCCCUCCGUCUGCGUUUUCCUCCAGCACUCUCCCUUCAUCCUUCUCCCACCAGUCCUCCGCUCUGUCAGACCUACAAGCACUCGAGUCAUCCUCGUCCUCCUCACUCUCCACCCCAUCACCGUUCGCCUCCUCCCUGCUCCCGCCCCCUCCGGUCCCAUCUCGUAGUCGCUCGCAGGAGACGCUCCGUGCCUCCCCUAACCCCUUCCCGACUGACCCGCUUCCUGCCCGGCCCAGCAGCACCAAUCCCUUCACUGGCCCACUUGCACAGCAGCAUCAGCAACACCGCUCGCUCACCCCGGACUUCACCGUCCAGCAUCCUGGCCCAACGGCAAACCUUCAGAGGACCAUGUCUGCUCUUACUCCGCCGCUCAUCCCCAUCCCUGCUGCAGCACCCACCUCCCAGCUCCCAAGGACCAUGUCCCUGUUUGGACCAUCAUCCACUCUCAAUCCUACACCUGCUCCUCUGCUCCCCCUCGCCCCUGAGCCGUCUCCUGUUCCCGCCUUGCCUCUGGCACCGCCCUCGUCCAUUCCGCCUGCCCUAGCGAAACGAUCCCAGCCGCCUCCCCCAGCAGGGAAACUGACCCAGCAGUGGGUCACUUUCGAUGAUGAUUUUCCACCUACAACCAAAACGCAACAGACCCCUUUCUUCCCUUCUAAUUCUCUGGUUCCCCAAACUCAGACUCAGCCUUCCCGCUCUGUGUUUGACUCAGAGCCCGACUGGUUAUCCGCGACACCUUCAGUAUUCCCGACCCUCCCUCCUCCCAUCCCAACUAGAACUGCAACCGGUAACCCAAAACUCCCAGAGGGACCCAUUGACGACUGCUUCUUCCCCAGGGACUCGACUGAAAGAUAGGAUCACCCUCAGUAUACAAAGGGCAUAUCCAGAUAUGUAUAGAUCUAUGAAAAAUGUGUAUAUGUGUGUGUGUAUGUACAAAAGAGACAGUAUUUAAGAAGUAUAGACCAAUCCCCUUCUGAGUCACAGGAAAGGAUUUAUAUCUCGAGCAGUAACAUGAGAAGUGUAUGAGCCUAAAUGUGUGUCCUAACUUUACCACAGAGAUAUUUGCUUGUUCCCUGAUAUUAACAUUUAUUUUAAUAUGGAUUGUUCUGAUGUUUAUUUUUAUUUAUGGCAGCAAACGUGCCUGUGUCUACAGUAUACAGUUAUACAAAGUAUAUCUACACGCACAAGUCAUGUGUGUAAGCACCUGUGCAAUAUCAAGACACGCCUGUGUGGCCGUGCAGCACUCUGCAUUCGCCUGCGAGGUUUCACCUAAAUCAGUGUUACCUUCGCAUUUGCAACAUUCGCUAACACACUGCGGUUCAUAUCUCUCAUUUUGACUGCUCUGUACAUUAGAGCGGGAUUCUCAGAGUUGGCGAUCUUCUACUAUCUCGGUUUUGUCAUGUAGUAGAAGGCUAUGCACUGCAAGUUUUACAUUUGCCCCCAGAGAUUGCUUUGAUUUGCAAAGAGUUAAUUGUACGUUUUUUUUCCUGUUGUUUUGGGUCUGAGGGGUGCAAAGUUAAGUCAUAUUGUGUGCUUUUUUUUAUCAUGAAUGUAUGUUGCACUGGGUUUUGUCAUUGCCUCCUUGCUGACACCACAGUGUGAACAACAACAGCAGCAGCAUGAGUCAGUGUCAUAGUCAGUCAAACUGUUCACUGCCGCAGGACUGAUGCUCUGUAAUAUCAUCUCUUCCACUUGACAGUAAGACAUUUUGUUCUUUCUCUUUCCAGUCUCUGUCUAUGGGCUGUUAACGCUUUGCUGAAUAUAUUUUGUAGCUCUAUAUCAAAAUCUAUACAUAGUGAUUAUGUAUAAAUGUAUGUUUUCAAUAUGGAAACUACUCGCUAAAUGUGCGUACGCGUGUUUGUGAUAACCGUGUCAGUGGUUUGCACAAUGUUAACUGAUAUGCACUGAAAUGCUGUAUGUGCUCUCUUGGUUGUAUUCUUGUUGAUGGCAGGGCAACAAAAAAACGAGAGCCUACGGACUGAGCAGAUGAGAGGGCUUUUUGACCUUUCCACCUCUGUAGUGUUUUGAUCCUUCUUGAUUUAUCCAAAGCAUCAAACCAUACUAUUGUAAAUUCAGAGUGCGUGGUGCGUUUGUGCGUGCGUGUGUUCUUCUGUUACUCUUGAGUACGAAGAAUAAUUGUGACUUGAGUUUGUGGGCAUGGCAUCGAAGACAUGCCAUGAAUAAAAAUAAUAAGAGGGCACAUUUUUUCUUACUUUGAAUUUGUUUACUGCAAAGGUCAUGCUUUUAAUUUCCAAGAACAUUUACUCUAAAUAAUCUAUUGUUGAUACUGUGGUGAGAAGUAAUGUGUCGUAUUUGAGGUGCAUUUCGUCCGUCGUCGUGUUUGAUGUUUGGAUGUGAGUGUGUGUACAGAGUUAACAGUGGAAUACCAGAGCCCCCCUGCCCCAGGAAGUCCUCUCUUUUUAAGUACACACAGUGUAUUUGCUUACAGGUCCUGAACUAACAGCCACUGUAUUCACUCACUCACUCAUGGCUGAAACUGUAUUUCUGCUCUCCAGCCUGCCAAGGGCUGAGGAGAGGCAUCACUGUAUGCGAAAAAUGUUAACAAUACAAGACAAAGGAUUUUUUUCUUUCUCAAAGCACUCGCCAUCUGAGCGAGAAGUCCCCUGUAGCAACACUAGGGAAGAUCAUUCACCACUUUGACUAGAAAUACAGACUCAACUUCACUGUAAGCUUGGACCUGAAUGCACCACCAGAUAACAUUUUCAGCUGGCCAGUUGUUGUGUCACAUUCCAGACAGUAGUGAGAUUUGGGUGUCAAAGUUCUCAGCGUUUGCAGAUCCACCUGUGAUAUCUAACCCAUAGUCGUUUCCUCCAUUUGAGAGUAACUUGUUAUUGAGCCUCACUGAUUUCUCAACCAAUCUUAAAGGUGUGUGUGUGGUGCUGUCAGAAGUGAUGUGUAUGUAUUUUCUCCUGUACUACCUACUUCACUCUUUCACUGCUGUUGAGUUUUAUAGGUCAGCAUCAGUGUUGACAAUGACGACAAAGCAAUAGUUUUGCUAAAGGAUCAGUGAGAGUACAAUCCUUCAGAACAGGACACAUGCCAGCUGUUGUAGACUAAUCAGAUGUGGUCCCUUCCCCUCAGCCUCCACAAAUUACGUAAUAGGCUAAAAUGUCUUAAAAGCAUUUUGAUGGUUCAUGGAGGAUAAAACAUGUGAACCAAGAAAGUACCAGCUAAAGUAACGCUUUUGCGCUCUGUUUAAACAUAUGAAUAUGAGUAGAAACUGUAUCUGCAUUAACAGUAGGUGAACUAGCCAGCGCUUUGUGUCAUGUCAUGUUCCAGAAGAGAUUUUAUAGGAAACAAAUUGCUCCUUUUUGUGAGGUCAGUGUCCCUUUUUAUGGCUAUAACCCAUAGUAAAUAAGAGUCUGUGUUGUUGAACAUAUUCUGUACGUAUUAAAGAGAAAACAUGAAGCUGCGAUUCAUGUUAAUAUCCAAUGUUCCAUAUUUUAAGUGCACAGCUGAUUGCACAUUUAUGUAUGAAGCAGUUUAUGUUGUAUGUAUGCAAAAAUAAAUGUAUGUUUACCUGA
Molecule: messenger RNA, 7926 nt
Organism: Lates calcarifer (barramundi perch)
Lineage: Eukaryota; Metazoa; Chordata; Actinopteri; Centropomidae
Gene: synj1
Product: synaptojanin 1
Exons: 31
Coding region: 197-5236 (1679 amino acids)
Biological process (GO): phosphatidylinositol dephosphorylation; synaptic vesicle endocytosis
Molecular function (GO): nucleic acid binding; phosphatidylinositol-4,5-bisphosphate 5-phosphatase activity
Source: RefSeq, a predicted model, not a curated record